Molecule: messenger RNA, 917 nt
Organism: Bactrocera oleae (olive fruit fly)
Lineage: Eukaryota; Metazoa; Arthropoda; Insecta; Diptera; Tephritidae
Product: chymotrypsin-1
Biological process (GO): proteolysis
Molecular function (GO): serine-type endopeptidase activity
Source: RefSeq, a predicted model, not a curated record
CUAUUUUCCAAAUCAAGCAUUCCAGUUACCGCAACACAAACAAAAUGUACCAGUGCAAGACAGUCGGUUUACUGGCACUCCAAUUGGUUCUACUCGCUGUCGUCAGUGGCCGCGUUCUAACAAAGGACGAAAAUGAAAUUAUGUAUCCGCCACAGUCAAAUUCACGCAUUGUUGGUGGCGUAGCAGCACCCGAAGGGCUAGCACCUUACCAAAUCUCCAUGCAGAAUCUACGCGGACGUCACUUCUGUGGCGGUGCGAUCAUCGAUCAGCGCUGGAUCAUCACCGCCUCACAUUGUGUAUCGGGUGCAACAGCUGCUAAAAUACAGAUCCUUACUGGCGCUCAAAAUCUGAAAAACAACACUGGCAAAUACUAUUAUCCCGACCGCAUUGUGAUGCACGCAAACUACAACCAUCCGCCGUAUGCCAACGAUAUUGCGCUCCUGCACUUGAAUGAUUCGAUCGUCUACGAUGAGCACACGCAGGCGGUGAAGUAUGCUUACGAGCCACUGAAGAAGGAUAAUGAAUUGGUGCUUACCGGUUGGGGCUCCAUGGCAUUGGGUGGCUCUACACCGGAUGUCUUGCAGACACUAACUGUUCGCGUUGUUCCGUAUGAAGAUUGCCGAGCUGCACACACUAAUAAUUUAUCGAGCUACGUCGAUGUGGGUCACUUGUGCACCUUCAAUGACAACGGUAAGGGUGCUUGUCAUGGUGAUUCAGGUGGUCCUCUGGUGCACAAUGGCACACUGGUUGCUUUGGUGAAUUGGGGAUUGCCCUGCGCGAAGGGUUAUCCAGAUGUGCAUGCGAGUGUGGCUUACUAUCACGAUUUUAUACGCACUCAUUUGACCGCUACCACUGAGGAAUAGGCUUUAGAAAAUUAAGCAUAAAAGGUGAAGAAGAAUUAAAGCCUCAUAGUUGAA